CGCCCCCCCGCACCCUGCCCCGUUCUCCCAGUCCAGACUGGAAGCUGCGUACAGGAUGGGCUCACGUACAACGACAAGGAUGUGUGGAAACCCGAGCCCUGCCAGAUCUGCGUCUGCGACAGCGGCAACAUCCUCUGCGACGAGGUGAUCUGCGAGGACACCUCCGACUGCCCCAACGCCGAGAUCCCCUUCGGAGAGUGCUGCCCCAUCUGUCCCGACACCGACGCCUCCCCAGUCUACCCAGAAAGCGCUGGAGUAGAGGGUCCUAAGGGAGACACCGGCCCCAAAGGAGACAGGGGACUCCCUGGCCCCCCUGGCAGAGAUGGCAUCCCUGGACAGCCUGGCCUCCCGGGACCCCCAGGCCCUCCAGGACCUCCAGGCCUCGGCGGAAACUUCGCUCCUCAAAUGUCCUACGGCUACGACGAGAAGUCCGGCGGCAUGGCCGUGCCCGGCCCCAUGGGUCCAGCUGGUCCCCGCGGUCUCCCUGGCCCUCCCGGCGCUCCCGUGAGUAUCUCAUCCUUCUCUUCCUCUUCCUCCUCCUCCUCCUGCCCCCCACCAGCUCCUUUCUGGGGACGAGCAGCCCCAGGGACCCUCCUGGCGUGGGGCCCUGCGGUGGAGGGGAGGGGACAGG
This is a messenger RNA of Oxyura jamaicensis (ruddy duck), 631 nucleotides long. Its product is annotated as collagen alpha-1(I) chain-like. Gene Ontology annotation, molecular function: protein binding. NCBI's taxonomy places the organism in Eukaryota, Metazoa, Chordata, Aves, Anseriformes, Anatidae. The annotation marks the transcript as partial. The transcript is spliced from 6 exons. The record is from RefSeq and is a predicted model, not a curated record.